GCUCUGUGAGCGCKGAGGAAACACCGUGUUUCUCGCGUCGUGGUCCGGCACCUGUCCGGGAGGAGACACGCUCCUCUCGAUGCUCUCCACCUGAUGUCUGUAUUUUCCACGGCUGCUGCUUGAAGAAACCCGGCGGAAGCUAUGGGAGCGUUGGGUCUGAUUUUAGGGGUUUUACAGUCCGCCGGACUUUACAUCCAACUUACCGCAGGUCUGACCGACGGAAACCAGCUGGAUAACCACGUCUCUGGAAACGCUCUCUUCACCGAGGUCCCACAUGACAUCACAACACACAGCGGCGAGGACGUGGAGAUGGCCUGCUCUUUCAGAGGGGCAGGUUUUACUUCCUACUCCCUGGAGAUUCAGUGGUGGUACAUCAAGAACCACAGGYGCUGGCACGAGUUGCCUGCACACGUCACCAACAAUGUUCAYACCCUGGAGGAGAGACCCAAAGAGGCAACAAAAAUUAGUGUGGUAAAAGUGGCCGGCAGCAACAUCUCCCACAAGCUCCGCCUCUCCAGCGUCAAACCGGCAGACGAGGGCACCUACGAGUGCCACGUUAUCGAUCACAGUGGUCCUGUGGCGCAGCAGUACCGCGUGCAGGCGUACCUCAAAGUGGAGCCGGAGAGGAGCCAGGAGUCCAGCAGAGUCCAGCUGCAGGAACCAGAACAGCGCUCACAGGGGGGUCACCCUCCCUCCCUCCUCCCUGCAGACGGGGAGCAGGGAGGUGAGGAAGAGCUCAGACUGUAGGAGGAGGCUUUUAGCCCAGCUGCAUGUUCAUGAUUUAUCUGCAAGAAAGGACUGUCAUCUCUUUGUUUUCAAGUUAUGUGUUGUCCUAAUGCUCAUGUUGGUUUGUUUCUGCUGACAUUAAAUUAUUAUUUUUUUAUCAUGGAUGCUGAUAUUCAGUGAUGCAGGUACAAUAAAAAAUACUGUUUCUUUCUCUAGUUUAUCAUAUUUAAUCUGAACAGUURAAACGUUUGCAAAGACUCAGAGAAUAAAUUGAAUUUUGUGUUAAAUUCUCAGAAGAUUUGCUUCUGAGUAAAAAACAGUGCAUUUAGUAUUCUGAACCAUGCCUUAAAUGUCACAGUACAAAUGUAUGAUUUUGUCUCAUAAAGAUGGCAAACCAAUUCUCCUUAAUCAUGUUUAUGUUGUGGACUUUUUAACGUACAUUAACAACUAAAUUAUAUGUGCAUCUUAACCAAAUAAUACAACCAAGAUUAGUUUCCUGUGUUAGUCAAGCCAAUCCUUUCUCAUCAUUCUCAGUAUUGAUGUUUGUCUCAGUUCUUAUGAAGAACCUCAUUUGUUUCUUUACUGUGUUUGAUCUUAGUGCUCUUGUUGUUUGUUAAUGUUAAAACUUGAUUGUAAGGAAACAUGCUGAAAUUUCUCUUUAUUUAAUCUGUGAUUUGUUCCUCUGUUACAUUUACUGUGUGUUGGACAAUAAAUUGCACAUUUUUGGGAGAAAAUCUAGGGUUUGGCAGCAAAGAAACUGUAUCUUAUCAGUUUUAAAGAAUGAGCACAUUUCUUGCUUUGGUUYAACUGAACAAUUUGUGGAUGUUUGUUGAAAAGAAUAAUCUCUUUGGUUUGUCUUUCUCUAAACUCUCACAUAAUUAUAUCCAUGAAAUGUUCUAAACAGUAUUUCCAUAACAAAUCAGAUGGGAGAAUUUGUUUUAACAUUUGAAAGUUGGUGUGUUGCUGCCCUCUACUGUUGACUGUAGAAGCUUUCUCCGCUACACGAAUAAGUUCAUGUUUUUAUCCAGCAGGGGGCAGCACACCUUUAUUCUCCUAAAUGAAUAGUUUUGUAAUGAGGCAAAAACACUCCAAUGGACUGAUCAGUAAAAGUGUUUUUAUUGUAUCUGCACAUAACAAAUACCACCUACAGAACACACACAAAGCUAAUAAAUGAGACAUUAGUAUUGAUGAGUAUCAUGACUUGGACUAGACAGUUUUAAUAUGCAAUUUGUAACAGCAGGAUGUUGCUGAAAUUCCUCUCAUAGGGUGUAAUUUAAAAAUAAAACAAAUAUCACAAAAACAGGGACAAAAAGAGGGUGUGCUGUUAUUUUGGCAACAAUGUAAAAAUGAUUCAAACAUUAUAUAACUUGGAUUUGGUUCUUAUAUGUUUUGCAAGGAGUGGUGUAUUUGUGUAUCAAAUCAUCAAAAGGGGCAUGUAAUGAAAAGUUCACUUUUUUAGCCAUUAAYUACAUUUUGUUGUGAACUCUAAUUCUCUAACAGUGCAGGAAAAGCUGCAAUGYUGUCUUUAUCUUCUGUUGAGUCAUAGUUUACAUGUUUUUUCUGAACUAUUAUGUCAAAUAUAAGGUCUGGACUUAC
Messenger RNA from Austrofundulus limnaeus, 2322 nucleotides. RefSeq names its product V-set and transmembrane domain containing 2 like b (gene vstm2lb). The transcript has 4 exons. The record is from RefSeq and is a predicted model, not a curated record. Gene Ontology annotation, cellular component: membrane. Lineage: Eukaryota; Metazoa; Chordata; Actinopteri; Cyprinodontiformes; Rivulidae. Bases 142 to 747 code for a protein of 201 amino acids.